This is a messenger RNA of Clupea harengus (Atlantic herring), 6039 nucleotides long. It is a transcript of the gene cnot6l, whose product is annotated as CCR4-NOT transcription complex subunit 6 like. The record is from RefSeq and is a predicted model, not a curated record. Gene Ontology annotation, molecular function: protein binding; 3'-5'-RNA exonuclease activity. NCBI's taxonomy places the organism in Eukaryota, Metazoa, Chordata, Actinopteri, Clupeiformes, Clupeidae.
UUCUUCCCCAGAGUAGUGGAGAUGUUGGAAGGGUCUCGGGCGGAAGCCAUGACUGUUGUCCUUCCCUCUGCCUCUCAGGAACGUCUACAGGCUGAACGGCACACAGUUCUGCCUGCAUGUCUUUGACAGUAUUUUUCACGAUUCUCCUCACCCACCUUCCGAAUGAAGAUUAACAGGUAUGCCAAAGGAAAAAUAUGAUCCCCCGGAUCCACGGCGAUUAUACACCAUCAUGUCCGCAGAGGAGGCGGCCAAUGGGAAAAAGUCAUAUUGGGCAGAAUUGGAAAUAACUGGGCGGGUGCGCAACCUAAGCAGCUCCCUAUGGACGCUCACACACUUGACGGCACUGCACAUCAACAACAACAACCUGAGUCGCAUCCCAUCCGACAUUGCCAAGCUCCCCAACCUGGUCUACCUGAACCUGUCGUCCAACAAGCUCCGCAGCCUGCCCGCAGAACUCGGCAACAUGGUUUCUCUCAGGGAAUUGCUUUUGAACAACAAUUGUUUACGAGUUUUGCCUUAUGAACUUGGGCGGUUGUUUCGCUUACAAACCCUGGGUCUAAAAGGUAACCCCUUAUCCCAAGACAUCCUUAACCUGUAUCAGGAGCCAGAUGGUACCAGAAAGCUUUUGAACUACAUGCUUGACAAUCUAGCAGUCCACCCCGAGCAGCUUCCUCAAAGACCAUGGAUCACUUUGAAAGAGCGCGAUCCAAUGACUUCCUCAGCUGUGUUCACAGUCAUGAGCUACAAUGUCCUGUGCGACAAGUACGCCACCCGGCAGCUGUAUGGAUACUGCCCCUCCUGGGCCCUCAACUGGGAGUACAGGAAGAAAGGCAUCAUGGAGGACAUCACCAACUGUGAUGCUGACAUCAUCAGUCUGCAGGAAGUAGAAACGGAACAAUACUACACCCUCUUUCUGGAAACACUAAAGGAGCGUGGAUAUGACGGGUACUUCUGUCCAAAGUCUCGUGCCAAACUGGUGUCGGAACAGGAGCGCAAGCAUGUGGAUGGUUGUGCUGUGUUCUUCAAAACUGAGAAGUUUUCCCCGGUGCAGAAACACACAGUUGAGUUUAAUCAGGUUGCCAUGGCAAACUCUGAGGGCUCAGAGGUCAUGCUGAACCGCGUUAUGACCAAAGACAACAUUGGUGUCGCUGUUCUGCUGGAGGUCAAAAAAGAGCUUUUCUCUGACGGUAUGAAGUCCUCACAAGAGAAACAGCUCCUCCUGGUGGCCAACGCUCACAUGCACUGGGACCCGGAGUUCUCGGACGUGAAGCUGAUCCAGACCAUGAUGUUCCUGUCCGAGCUGAAGAGCAUCGCCGAGAGGGCCUCGUCAUCCAUGGCCUCGGACUCCCCGACCUCAGAACCAGGCGUCAUCCCCAUCGUCCUCUGUGCUGACCUCAACUCCCUGCCAGACUCUGGUGUUGUGGAGUAUUUGAGCAGUGGGGGAGUAGCGGACAACCACAAGGACUUUAAGGAGCUGCGUUACAGCGAGUGUCUGACCAACUUCAACUGCAACGGCAAGACUGGGAAGUCAGACGGCAGCAUCACGCACAGCUUCCAGCUGAAGAGCGCCUACGAGAGCAACCUGAUGCCUUUCACCAACUACACCUACGACUUCAAGGGCGUGAUCGACUACAUCUUCUUCACCAAGACCCACAUGAGCGUGCUGGGCUUGCUGGGCCCGCUGGAGACCCAGUGGAUGAUGGACAACUGCAUCACUGGCUGCCCGCACCCCCACAUCCCCUCCGACCACUUCUCCCUGCUGGCCCAGCUGGAGUUACACCCACCCCUGCCCCCCCUCAACGGCCUACACCUGACCGUCCACAGGUAGCGCGGAUCCCACCCCUCCCCCUCCCCCACAACUCCUCCCAACCAACCCUUCCUUAUGCUCAGUGCCACCCCACCUCCCCAUAACUCCUUUUUGUUGACAAUACCACCCAAACCCCACCACUGAACAGCCAUACCAUCAGAAACUCAGUCACACACACUUACUCUGUGGGAGUGAAGUAAUUUGCCUACUUUUGCUCCCUUUAUUUGCACAAGAUUGUAACUUUUUUCCAUUUGGGGAGGGAAAAAAAAAGAUUAAAUGCUUGAUACCAAAUUAGGGUUGGGAUCUCCUCACUUAUCAGACAUUUUGCUGUAGACAACAAAGUAAGACUUGUCGAUCACUGAUUUGAUAUGGUUUAAAACCAUGCACAUUUCUACACUGAGGAUGAGUAGACCUUGUGAUCUGUUUCAGUCUAGUCUGGAUGACAUGACCAAGCCACUCACUGAAGGAAGUCACCUAAUAGGUUUUUUUUUUAAAUGUGUUGGCAUUCAGUCAAGGCCUUUAACAGUUAAAUGUUCUUCUCUCCAAGUCCCAACCCUUCCCCACUUUCCUCCUAAUGAAUUUAGCUUUCCGUGUUUUGGUUUUGAGUGGAAAUGUUUUUAGGUCAGGGCAACUGCUGUUACAGUGGAAGUUCGACUUUCUUUAUGUGUGUGUGUGAUCUCUUCAUUGUGCAAUGUUAAAACAUUUCAUCCACCGUUGGUAUUUAACAGUAUGAACCCUGCUCCUAUUUGUGGUUGCCAUGGAGAUUAAACAGGAUCCCAACCCUCUUGACUAAAACCCAGUUUUUGUUUGUGGCUUUUCUGUGUUUGUACUUUUCUGAGGGUGUCCUAAUAACUGCUUGGCCUUUGAUUUGCUUGGCAUCUUUGUGCUACUUACUUCUGGCCGAUAUUGUUGGCUUUAUCACUACUGGAGUGUUUCCUUUGGGAGCAAAUUCCAAACCUUGCCCCCACUGACAGCUGUUGCUUAGAUGGUAAUGGUAAAUGGACUCUAUUUAUUUAUAGCACUUUUCUACUCCUAAAGCACUCAAAGCGCUUUACAGAUGAAUGCCUCAGAGAUCUACCCAUUCAUACACCGAUGGCAGAGGCUACUAUCUAAGUUGCCAACCUGCACAUCGGGAGCGGUUGGGGGUUCAGUCUCACUUCAAAACUUGGUGAAGAGGAGUCGGGAUCGAACUAGCAACCUUCCGGUUGCUAAACGACUUUUCCGCCUCCUGAACCUCUAUCACUUCCAAAAAAAAGAAAGAGAAACACAGAACUUAAAGAAAAUGAGUAUGGCCUGAGAGUUCCAGAAGCUUCUAAUUGACUCACAUCAAAUGUUUGUCCGUUACCAGGCUACAUGGCUCUCUCAUUCUCUUUUGCCCAAUCACUGUAGAUUUCCAUGCUCGGCUAUCAUUACGUUGCCCAACCUAUCUAGUUUGUCCCUCUGUGAGAUUAUUUGAAAUCAGGAUGGCAGUGCCCUUUAUGAUUGGACAGUGCAGGUUAUUUACUAAGGAGCUCAAAAUAAAUUUCACAUCCAUUUUGUUUAAUUACAUAAUGUUAGCAGUCAGUCUGUCAAUCAUCAACUUCUCAUACAUUACAGAAAACAAAGAGCAUGUUAAUGGUUCUUCAAACACAUUGCAUGUAAUCACAGCAUUUGUGAAAUAUGUGAGUAAGGUACUGGGAUUGUAGUGUGGAUUGUGGUUGAGAGACCUAUGCUAGGCUACAUGUAGUGUUGUGAUUUUGAUAGCCUAAAGUAGGUUUUUGAUUAUUUUUAUUUCUAGAAUGAUAAAUGAUAUUUGUGAAAUGGCUUUUUGUGGUGUGCACUGCUUGUAUGCCAAAAUGAGAGGCUUUUGCUUACACACUCUUAUAAGUGAAUUUUGUAUUUCUUGAUUAACUCUUGUUUGAAUAAGCUAAGUGCAACACAAUCCUCCUUACAUUUAACCUCUCCUUAGACACCUGUUACUUGAGAAGACUUGUCAGUAGUAACACAUUUUUCGGAGGCGCAUAGAUUUCCAUUUUUCCCCUAUCUUGUACAUCAAAUAUCUGUUUUGUCAACUGGUUAAAGGUUUCUUUGGAAAAUGAAGGUAAUCCAGAGCCCACAUUAUUAUAAUGACAGCCUUAGUCAACACCGUUUAACCUCACCUAAAGAGAUGAGCUGUGUAUUAUUCACAGCAAGCACAUCCAUCUGAGGUGACAAGUAGGAAUCACAAUGGAAAGAACCAACCCACCCACCCACCUCGGGUUUGAUGAGCGCAUGUGGUGGCCUUUUCCUCCCCUCCACUUCCUCUGAGGAGACAUACACUCAAAGGUCACCCGAGCUUUUACUCACAUAGAGUAUGCACGAAGUUCAGCCAAGAGAGCACAUGAGAUUUGCAUUCAGAAUGGCAACUCGUGUUGGAAAAUUGAACUCAGAACAGCCUUUCGUGCUGCAGAGUGGGAUGCUCACUCACCCCUUUUUCAUGUCUCCUUUCCCUUUUUCACUGGUAUAUGACUAAUGUGCCUAACAUGGCCAUUGUGGCGCCCCUUUCAGAAUGUACAUUUCGUGUGGCAGCAUACGAGUCUGAUUGCAGAGGAAUAAACCAGAUUAGUCAAUGAAUGUCAGUGCAUCAGUGCAUUGUGUGAUUGCUUUGGGAAACUAAAGACACUUCUUCUGUUGCCACAUCAGAUGUGUCUCUAAUGCCUUGCGCCUGGUGUUUAAUCACAUAAUUAACAUUUAACAUGCAUUCACGCUGCAAUGUGGCCAUCCACUUUUGAAGUCUAAUCACAGAAGUCGUAGGCAAAUUCUGAAAUAGCAUGUGCACUUUUUAUGGCUAUAUAAACACAAUUCUGUGUGCAUACGGACUGUUUUGUUAAAGGUGAGGAUGCCCCCCCACUGUCCGCUCGCUGCGUGUACCGUGUGGUGACUUUUGUCCAGACCUGUGCCUAGUUUGUACUGUCUCUUCAACAGCAGCACUGCCUGUGACUCUCAGAAGCUCAAAGACUAGACCUUCAGCUCCAGAGCUCCAGCAGAGCGCUCCCUUCCCCUCUGUGUGUCCUCUUGUCUGCCCAGCACCAGCAACAAGCUGUCGGGGCUGAGGUCUCCCACAGUGGAGCCGGUCCGAUAGGAAGCUCCGCUGCCUGCCACGGUCUCCCUUGGGUUUCGCGCCACAGUUAGGCGAUCAUCUAGAUCCACUACUGCUGCACUGCUGCCAUUUGCUGCCAUAGCCCCCCCGAAAAGCCAGCUUUUACGUUCUCCGACCUGACCCCCUUCUCCCCCCACACCCACCCCCAUCUCAAGCGUCACCGAUGGCACAGCUCUUCACGCUGACUGCAGGAGCACCUGGACCUCCUCUCUCCAUUUCUCCUUCUCGAGAGCAUGUGCAUCAGUGGUGAAGAGUUAAAGAUCAGCACGUGACGGCUUUUCGAAGUGAGAUGUAACGAGUGUGUCAGGCUUUAUCCCAGCAUUGUGUCUGUUGAAGGAUAAGUCAUUUUGUUGUUUUUUUGUUUUUAAAAACCCAGAUUUCUUUUGUACCUUUACAUGUGGAUAUCCUCUGGGCAAAGAACUGUCACUAAAACUGUCAGUGUUCUUCACCCGUUAUGAUCGAUCAUGUCAGUUAGUCAGCACCCCUAUAGACGAACAUGGUGAAUUGCAUUACAAUGAGUUAAAAAGUCAGUUUGGGAGAAGCAAAGUUGUGUCUCUGAUAUGUGUCUGAUAUGAGUUUUUAAACACUAUCUGGUUAUCAACCUGAAGCACAGCCCUUAUCAAUGGCUCCUUAAUCAACAGAAUUUUUUUGGUUUGUUUUUUUUGCAAAAUGCAGUAAAAACAAAACCUUUUAAUUAUAGUCUCAAAUGAACUCGAUGUAACAACUGGUGUAUAAAUCACUUUAUGGAUUAGGAACUCUUGGUCUUUUCAAAAAUGAAAACAAUUAUAAUAUUAAAUGAUCUAAUGGUGUUCACAUCCAUACAUUGCUACACUGGCUAGCACGGUGUGCAGCAGCUCCAGUGGCCCAGCCUGUUGUAUGGUGUGGUGCUGAGCUGAAUGAGUGGCAAGAGGGGCACUCCUUGAACACUCACUCUGCCUUCUCAAUGUCAAUGUGAACUCCAACCACAGAUGUUUCAAGUGCUGACUUUUUAUAUAUGACACAUCAAAUUGUUUUGAAUGAUCAAGUUAUGGAUCACACACUGCAAGGACAAUGUCCGUCAUUGUCCCCUGUCAUGAAGGCAAUAAAAUUGUCUUUGUAAAAAAAGAAAAAAAAA